AUGCUGCUGAUCCUUACUCUGGCCGCCGCUAUGCUCGCCGUGCUGCUGUCGCCCAUGCCGGCUGCCGCCAUGCUCGUCGUGCUGCUCUCGCUGUGCCGGCCGCCUCCAUGCUCGUCAUGCUGCUCUCGCUGUCCCCGCUACCGCUACGCUCGCCGUGACGCUGUAGCCGGGCUCGCCGAAAUGCUGGCCGACGAAACGGAGUUCAAAGCCCGACAAAUCGUUGACGACUACCGGGCGUAUUGGGAGGACUGCCGCGCGUAUAUGCAGUACCCGCCUCGGCUCUUCGUGACCAUGAGAGGCCUCCCGGGCAGUGGCAAGACAACGUUUGCUCAAGAGGUCGCUCGUAAUGCAGCAACAAUUGAUUUCCGCGCAUCGAUUUGCUCAGCUGGCCUCUUCUUCCAGCGCGGAGGAUCCUAUGUGUUCGACGCGAGUCGGCUUUGGGAGGCGCAUCGAAGCUGCUACGAACAAUGCAGAGAACUCCUUUGGCGCAGCCCCGACCGUGGCGUGGAUAUCGUUAUCGUCGACAACUGCAACCUUCGGAUGGAUGAUUUUGAGCGCUAUCAGGAUCUGCACAUUCCCUCGGACAAGCUUGCGUACCUCAACAUCUGGAGACACAACGCACCGGAGGAACCGCGCCCCGACAACGAGGUGGACACCGUCAAUGAGCUCCACAUCGAUGACGAGCUGACCACCGUCAAUAUGCCGCGCGCCUACAUCAUCACGCUGGAAGAGUUUAUGCGUGAUCGCUAA
Phytophthora sojae is the source of this 750-nucleotide messenger RNA. RefSeq lists its product as hypothetical. NCBI's taxonomy places the organism in Eukaryota, Oomycota, Peronosporomycetes, Peronosporales, Peronosporaceae. The record is from RefSeq and is a predicted model, not a curated record. The transcript is spliced from 3 exons. The coding region runs from base 1 to 750 and encodes 249 amino acids.